Messenger RNA from Acanthoscelides obtectus, 378 nucleotides. The record is from the annotation of a GenBank genome assembly. Lineage: Eukaryota; Metazoa; Arthropoda; Insecta; Coleoptera; Chrysomelidae.
AAAAAGCCUUACAACAAUAUUAUAGGCUUUUUCCGUGAUUUCAUUUGUGCAAAAUCUUCAAUGAUGUCGUCAAACUCCAGUUGCUGCAAAAUGUCACUCUCUAUAGACAUAAGCGACAAACUGGUGAUGCGUUCUUGUGACAUGAACGUUCUUGAGUCAUUUUUUGUUCUCUUCAACUUUGAAAAAUACUGCUCUCCGCUGCAGUUAGUGACCAUUAGACACAGGACAAUUCUUGUUGCAAUUUCCACUUUGACCCUUCUCACGAGGCUAUGCAAGGCCGGAAUACUUUCAGCCGAUGAAUUUCUCAAGGUCAGCAGAUAAUGUCCCAAAUGUGAACAUUCUAUGCAUACCUGCUCAGUACAGUUGGAGUUAUAAUGA